AGCGAAACAAAAAUACAAGAGCUGUUUCCUGUGUGCGAUCAUUUUCUCGCCGUAGUCGUUUUGGUUGGCCUUGUGUUUGUUUGGUAUUGUUUACCGUUUUGUGUGUUCAUGAGGACCACAUCGGUUUUGUCAACAUGACGGAGCUUCUGAGGCGCGUUUCCGUCGGCAGCGGGAACGUGUGGUUAGCAAUGUCCGUCUAGACGGUGGAACCGAACAUGUCCAGCUCGGAUACCGACCCGGCGGACGGCGCCCGAUGUCCGGAGGGCGACUGCGGACAGCACGGCGACGCCGAGGGUUCCAGCGCUUCGGCGGCGACGCAGACCGAAGAGAAGACGCCCGCUGGAGUGCGACAGAAGUUGAGGACCCUGACGUUCGGUCGACGUCGAAGCAAGAACGCGACGUCGUCACCGGCUGGCACCGCCGUUGUGACCGCUGCCAAGGAACAGCCUUCGUCGUCCCGCGAUUGCAAGCCGGCGCGGAAGGGUGGUUGGGGUUUCAAGCUCGGGUGUAGGUCGCGGCGCACGGCGUCUGCAGCCGCUGAUCCCGUCGCUAGCGAUCACCCGACGGGCUGUCCCAUAUGCAUCUGCACCGGGUACCGCCGGACGGAGGAGCGAAGCGUCGAUGCCGAGGCCGCGUUGAGAGUGACGCCGCCCCGCAGUCACGGCAAGUUCGCCUGCAACCCGGACGGCAAGUACCGGGGCGACGAGUACCAGGUGGACGACUGGGACGAGCGGGCUCGCAAGGAGCGAGCCCGCGAAAUCGAAGAGGGAGUCGACCCUCCCCCGGGUUUCCGUAGCGACGGUCGACCCUCGACCUCGUCUUCCUCCUCCGAAGAACAGCCGAGGGCCGCCGCGGUGCCCUCGCCGCAGCCUCUUCAACAACAGCUUCCCGAACUUGCCCUCGCCCUUCGCAACCAACUGGGCUUUGCCGGCGGCAACCCCGAGAGCCUGUCCCUGCCGUGGGAGGUCCUGAGCCAGAUAUGGGACGUGGCCCCGCAGGUCCACACCCAGGUCGACUACAUGCACUGCCUGGUUCCCGACUUGCUCGGCAUCACCUCGUGCAGCUUCUACUGGGGCAAGAUGGACCGGUACGAGGCCGAGCGGCUGCUGGAGAACAAGCCCGAGGGCACCUUCCUGCUCCGCGACUCGGCCCAGGAAGAGUACCUGUUCUCGGUGAGCUUCCGGAGGUACGGGCGCUCGCUGCAUGCCCGUGUCGAGCAGUGGAACCAUCGGUUCAGCUUCGACUCGCACGACCCCGGGGUGUUCUCGUCGCGCACUGUGUGCGGGCUCGUCGAGCACUACAAGGACCCGUCGUGCUGCAUGUACUUCGAGCCCAUGCUCACGCGGCCCCUGCACCGGACUUUCGUCUUCCCUCUGCAGCACUUGGCACGUGCGGUAAUCUGCUCCUGCAUUGCGUACGACGGUGCCGCAAAGCUGCCCCUGCCACGUAGCCUCAAGAGCUACCUGCGCGAGUACCACUACAAGCAGCGGGUGCGUGUGCGCCAGAUUGAGGAUGGGGGCACUACGGUACAGAUGGGCGAAGAACUGCUGGCGCAAGGCGACAUCGAGAACGGCGUGGAGCAUCUGAGCAGUGCGGUGGCUGUCUGCGGCCAGCCCCAGCAGCUGCUGCAGGUUCUGCAGCAGACCCUGCCUCCCCAGGUGUUCCACCUACUCCUGCAGCGCCUGCCCGUCGUCUCGCAGCGCCUAGCAGACAGUGCUGGAGGACCACCACUGGUUGAAGAUGACGUCGAGUAAGCGUCAACACCGGCACCUCCAGGCCACACCCGUCGCCGACCAUCGCAGAAUCUUGGAACACUGAUUGGAAUAAGUCCCCAUCAUGCCUGGAAAUCAAGAUGCUUGGUGCAGACAUCUGCUUAGAGAUGAUUUGUACUAUAGACUUGGAAAACAUUUUGUAAUCUGUUUCUCUUUUUUGUGUUUCACAAAUCUCUCCGCUCCCUAAAGGUCAUUGAUAAGCGUUAAAUUGCGUCAACGAUAAACGUCACCUUGUGAAGCUCCUGACGUUUUUUUUAGCACCUAUAUUGAAGGCAUAAAUUAUGAAAAAUGUCUGUAAUUCAUACCGCAUAUCUUGUGUCACUUAAUUGUGAUUUCACUGCUAGCGCAACGCUAUAUGACUUAGUGGCACAUCAGUCUGAAUCACCGAGUGAUUGAAAAGAUUGUCAAAAGAUUUCUGUUGAUGUUGUGCAAAGUGUUAGACCCGCACGGUACUACUGAUACAGUCGAAAUUGCUGCUACACAGGCUCAAUAAAUGCUAUGUUUUGCGAGUUAGAAAGGCCGAGUUAUUGUAGUUUGCUCAAUAUAUUUUGAAGCUUGGUUGAGAGUUAGGUUUGUUUCACGAGCUGCAGAGUGCGUCUCUUGAGUUCGUGUUAGCAGAUCGAGUUGUCCAGAUGUACCGCGUCACACUCAGUGUUGCACUGUUUUCUUUCCUGGGUGUUUAUGCACACUUAACUGUUACUUUAGCUCUGUAACAGCAUGGGGCAGUCUGUUGUUUGUUGCCCUCAAACUGCGUUAGAUAAGGAUUGUUGAAAAGGAAAAAUCAAUGAAACGUUACUGUAACAAGUGUUGUGAGUGGCGGAUGUAGUUAAGUAGGGAAGUGUAUCAAAAGCUUGUUUCCCAACUCUCUUUUUUGACUACUCCGAAGUAGCCUUGCGACAAUGUUGUACGUUGUACCUUGGCCACAUGGGACACUUUCAAUCUUAAUUGAGCUUAGUCACAGUCGGUUGUGUCACCUGUGAGCGACGCAAUGCAAGGAAGCGACCUUGUUGUGGAAGCACACUCUAGCCAACUGGUUGUUCAGCGAGGUGAUGACAAGUACGGACGAGACCACAACUGAAUUUCAGUGCACAGGCCCUGCAACCUCUGGCAGUAACUUCACUCGACAGUGUUUACUUAAAAAAAAAACUAGUAUUGUCAUGGUCACAGCCACAGCAUGGCUUGUAAGGGAUCAAACACGAAUCAGACCAUCUUGCAGUAUCAGCUUACAUGAACAGAGAAAGUGGCGUAUUACCGACAAGAUAAGAUCAAGAUAGACCUCUGGUCACCUGGGACAGUUCUUUCUUGGGGGCAACCUCCGGGGAAUCAAUGAAUAUUGCUGUUAAAAUUUGCUACGUGAAACAUGUAUAUAGUGAGUGCUGAUAGUUUCUUACUAAUUUCUCCGGCAUGCUGUUGCCGAUUCUAAAGAAAAUCCUGAAGCAUUCACACAUAUUCUUGGAAAUAGCCAUUGCACUAUAGCUUUGUUUCACUGCACUGAAUUCACAAUACAUUUGCUCGUACGUGAAGCAGUGCGAGGAAAAAACUGAAGACGCACGCAGCAAGAGACGGGGCAUGCUGCAAGUCCCAACUUUAUUUGCACGCUUCCGAUCUAGCCAUUUGUUUUCUUUUUUGCAUUAUAACUGUGAAAAAUGUUGUACUAUACUAUUGAAGCCAGAUGUCCAUACGUGCCGGCUCAAGUUAUAUUGAGAGGCGGUGAUUACUACCAAAUAAAACCAGAUUCGGACUUUUA
Messenger RNA from Rhipicephalus microplus (southern cattle tick), 3519 nucleotides. RefSeq names its product suppressor of cytokine signaling 5. Gene Ontology annotation, cellular component: phosphatidylinositol 3-kinase complex; mitochondrial outer membrane translocase complex. Lineage: Eukaryota; Metazoa; Arthropoda; Arachnida; Ixodida; Ixodidae. The record is from RefSeq and is a predicted model, not a curated record. Gene Ontology annotation, biological process: phosphatidylinositol phosphate biosynthetic process; protein targeting; intracellular protein transport. Gene Ontology annotation, molecular function: 1-phosphatidylinositol-3-kinase regulator activity.